UGCUUUUCUUGUUUUCUACUUCUGGUCAGAAUCCAGUCACCAGAAAUUAGAAUCCCCAAAUUCAGCAAUCUUCAAAAUUACAUCCUCGAAUAGAAAGUUAUCUACUUCAAAAGUAGAGCCAUGGUUAACAUGGGAAAGAAACAUUUGCACAGAAAAAUAGAACCAAAAAGAGGGGGGAAGGGACCAUGGGUCAACUGCUUUCAUGGUUCUUUGCCUUUCUUCUUCUUUCUUUGGUUCUCUGCUUGGUCGGCUAUCAGAUCGUUUGCUUGACGAACUUGGAAAUGGAUUACAUCAACCAAUACGACGUGGCGGCUCGGAUCAACAAGGUCGUCUUGCCCGAGUUCGUGUCCCAAGGAGUCUUAUGCUUCGUUUAUCUCGUGACGGGCCGCUGGUUUAUGCUCAUGCUGUCCCUUCCAUACCUAUGUUACGACAUCAGAUUGUGGAGGCGGAACCGGUACUUGAUCGACGUGACGGAGAUAUAUAACGACCUAAGACGGGAAAAGAAUCUACGGCUUUUCAAGCUCUACUAUCUCAUCCUACUAGUGGUCAUUGCCAUAUUCUGGAUGAUCUGGAGCCAUGGAGAUAGUAUGCAUUGAUCGGGAGCGACAAGACAUGCUCGUGUAAGUCACUGAUGCUCUCGUUUUCUUCUAAGCUGAAGAAAGAUGUACACUUUUGCCGUGUGAAAGAGGAAAUACAGAUGAUUCUGGGAAUAACCAUUCUUGUGUAUGAUGUCCUGAUAAUCACCUGCUGUUAUGACAGUAGUCUCCUGAUCGCAAUGCCCGUCGACAAUGCUGGCUUUGGCCUUGUUCAAAGGGAAAGGGAUGCCGUUUCUAGUGAGAUG
This is a messenger RNA of Rhodamnia argentea, 841 nucleotides long. RefSeq names its product protein cornichon homolog 4-like. NCBI's taxonomy places the organism in Eukaryota, Viridiplantae, Streptophyta, Magnoliopsida, Myrtales, Myrtaceae. The record is from RefSeq and is a predicted model, not a curated record. Bases 186 to 596 code for a protein of 136 amino acids. Gene Ontology annotation, biological process: vesicle-mediated transport. The transcript has 4 exons.